GCAACGGGCGGGCGGGCCAGGGUGAAACCGUGGGGGCUAAGCCGCUGCGGUGGCCUAAGGCGGAGGUGAGGAGCUGUCCGUCCCCACGUCCUGGGCCGGGAAGGUGGGACUCCUUGGGUUGAGAGAGAGAUUCUCCUCCCAAACCCGAUCUCUGAUCUGCCUUGUGGCUAGUCCCAGCUCCCACCCCCGACCUCUCGGACUGACCCCUGCCCCCCCCGUCCCCGCCCCGGGGCACUGCUGGGUACCGGCUGCCCCAAUCGGAACUGGAGCCCGGGCCGGAGCGAUGUUCCCCGUGAAGGUGAAAGUGGAGAAGUCAGAAUUGGAGAUGUCCAAAGCCAGGAACCACUUGGAUGCCGUCCUGCAGUGUUUGCUGGAGAAGAGUGAUGUGGACCGGGAACAGCUGGAGGAGGAGGCCGGGAAAACACCUUCCGAUGCUCACAGCAAGGACUGCUCCAUCACAUCUGCUGGCAAACGGUAACCUCCCCCGGGCGUUCCGGCUGGGGGAGAGGCCAUCAGCCAGGUUCCCCCAUCACCGGAGGAAGAAGAGGAAGGAGAUGGAAGAUGGGUUGGCAGAGGGGGGACAGCAGAGACCCAACACUUAUACCAUCAAGCUAUUUGACCGAAGUGUGGACCUGGCCCAGUUCAGUGAGAACACGCCACUUUACCCCAUCUGCCGGGCCUGGAUGAGGAACUGCCCCUCUGUGCGGGAGCCAGAGCGGUCUCCUAGCCCCCCUGCCCCUCCCCGGCCAGAGGAUGAGGAGGGCACGGAGGUCAGCAACGGGAAGAGCAGAGACGUGUACAAGCUGCCACCCCCCACCGCCCCCUGCCCUCCUGGUGAAGCCCCUAGCCCCAGAAUCCCCUCCCCACUUCGGCCAGAGCGCCAGGAGGCCUCUGAGGACCCACCCCCUGAGACAGCCCCAACCAUGUCCUCCCUCAUCUACCGUAACAUGGAGCGCUGGAAACGCAUCAGGCAGAGGUGGAAGGAGGCCUCCCACCGGAACCAGCUGCGCUACUCGGAGAGCAUGAAGAUUCUAAGGGAGAUGUAUGAGCGCCAGUGACCCUGCGCUGGACCCUCCCCAAAUAAAAGUGCCCCCCCCC
This is a messenger RNA of Dromiciops gliroides (monito del monte), 1098 nucleotides long. It is a transcript of the gene LIN37, whose product is annotated as lin-37 DREAM MuvB core complex component. Gene Ontology annotation, biological process: negative regulation of transcription by RNA polymerase II. Lineage: Eukaryota; Metazoa; Chordata; Mammalia; Microbiotheria; Microbiotheriidae. The record is from RefSeq and is a predicted model, not a curated record. Gene Ontology annotation, cellular component: transcription repressor complex; Myb complex. The transcript has 9 exons. Bases 351 to 1058 code for a protein of 235 amino acids.